CACCGUUGCCGCCGCAGCCAUUUCUGUCCUCCGGUUAUUGAAGAGCUCCGAACCCUUCCUCCCUUGCUCCAACAUUCGAGUUUCGUCCUCUGCACAUGAGCUCUGCUGCUGAAGAGGAUAAGGUUACCGAUUCCAAUUUCCCUCUGGCUGCAUGAGUUAGCAGGAACUCUGUCACUACAGUUAUUCUGCCUGGCGUAUUUGCUGAGGUUGAAGGAGCUCCAGCUCUUCUUGGUCUGGCUAUGGUCCGAUUCGCUCUCCUAGAAUUCCUCGCUCCCAAUGUCCGCCUCCUCUCCGCCGCCAACGGUGCGGCGGUUGUAUCAUCGCCGCCGCAUCGAAUUCGCUAUCGCGUCGAUGCUCGCCGUUGGCUGACUCCUAGUUUCUCUUCUCCUGCUUCGUGCAGGAUUAGGAAGUUUCAUUCUAGGUGUUCGAAUGUGAAUUCUGAUGUCCAGUUCAACCAUGUGGUGUCUGAUGAUAAGUUCUUCCUCAGCGAGGGUUCUUCGAUUCAGGGAGAUUUCUUGGCCCCAGUUGUACAGCACAAUAGUGAGAUUCUCGAGACUCCAAGCUUUGGAUUGUUGGUGGAAACAACUUAUGCGGAUGGACUUUUGUUGUCGGAUUUAUCCAAACAGGUCAUUUUUCGGUUUCCUUCAGGCAGCUGCUCAGGUACUGUCUGCUAUGAUGAGAAUUCAUGCUCACACGGUGGCUAUAACUUCCUCGGUCCAUGGUUUGUUGUGCUGGUUUUGGCUGCAAGUAUUGAAAAGCUAUGUGGGCUAGCAUUGGGAAUUGCUAAUGAACGUGAUUGGGUUGUGCAGUUAGCUGGGAUAAGUAGGCCCAUUGCACUUGCACAAGCAAAUGCUGUUCUUAGUAGGAUCGACUUGCUUGCAGAGAUAGCAGGCACGUCAAUGUUUGGGGUUCUUCUUUCCAAGUAUGGUCCAGUGAUGUGCCUGAAAUUUUCUUAUACUUUGAUGAUUGGUUCACUGCAGUGAUGGUACUAAUUAACUUUUAUAAAAUUCCUGGAUCAAUUCUUGAGUCCAGUGGUAUAAUUAUUUUGAUAAUUGUUGAUGCUAUUCUCAGAUCGGGCUCACAUAUUUAACAAACAAGUUAUCAAGUGGGGUUCUUGACAAUGCUAGUUCUUCGUAAUCUUUUGGCGGAGACUCCAUCAAUAAUCACUGAUGAGGACA
Molecule: messenger RNA, 1178 nt
Organism: Linum trigynum
Lineage: Eukaryota; Viridiplantae; Streptophyta; Magnoliopsida; Malpighiales; Linaceae
Source: the annotation of a GenBank genome assembly